Molecule: messenger RNA, 427 nt
Organism: Sturnus vulgaris (Common starling)
Lineage: Eukaryota; Metazoa; Chordata; Aves; Passeriformes; Sturnidae
Source: RefSeq, a predicted model, not a curated record
CCCCUGUCACGUCUGCCAGGGACGCCCGAGCCUGGAGCGGCCCUUAGGCUGCGGGGCCAGCAGCAGCUGACGGUGCAGAACGUGUCCGGCAACAACGUGACCAUCAGCGGGCUGAGCCCCACGCAGAUCCAGCUGCAGAUGGAGCAGGCGUUAUCCGGGGACAGCAUCCAGCCCGGAGAGAAGAGGAGGAGGAUGGCCUGCACCUGUCCCAACUGCAAGGACGGCGACAAGCGGCCGGGCGAUGCCGGGAAGAAGAAGCACAUCUGCCACAUCCCCGAGUGCGGGCGGACGUUCCGCAAGACGUCUCUGCUGCGGGCGCACGUGCGGCUGCACACGGGCGAGCGGCCCUUCGUGUGCAACUGGGUGUUCUGCGGCAAGCGCUUCACGCGCUCCGACGAGCUGCAGCGGCACGCGCGCACGCACACAG